CUCACAGAAGCAUACUAGAAAAGGGAUAACAUAGGCCGUAGGCCUUCUGUCCUUACCACACAAAUCUAAAUCUAGUCAGUUGAUGGAUAUUUUGAAGGACGCUUUCGAGUCACUCAAAGGUUCAUAAAUUAUGGUCUCACCAAAAAUUAUUAAGGUCACUUUAACGUCGCUAAAAGGUCGUCCAUAAAUUAUAGUCACUGAAUUUGUUUGUUCUUUCCCUUUUCUGUAGUUCUUCGUUAUUCUUCCUGGACAAGCGUAAGUUUCACUGUUAUGAACAGUUAGUCAACGUUUACAAAAGUUCCUAGAAGACUCUUAGUUUCUGAUAUGUAAGUUAAGGGAUCCCAUUAUAUUGUGCAUUUGUUUGAAAACAAACAAGUGUUGUCUAUGUGUAUAGAUACUUAGAAUACAGACCAAUGGGAUCAUGUUCAAAUUACGAAUAUUUGUGCCUUAGCCGAACGAAAUAUUGUUUGCAAGCCGAUCUCAAUCUCCUUAUUUUUUGGGAAGACUUUGGGGAAUUUCGGGAUUUUUCAUAAAGUCGUAAGAAAUAUGUGUAAUAAGAUCCUGGGGAAAAUCGCCUAAGUUUUGGGGAAAUUUUGGGUAUUCCCCAAUUUAGUCAGAUUGAGAUACAAUGCUCAUCGUACUCAUUCGUUUUUCCUAGAGGACCUGAAAUUCGUGUCAAGCACGAGUGCUUAUGGCUUUUUAAAGUUUAAUGCAUGUGGAAAGCCUAUGUUACCAAUUUUUUGUUCGUUGUUUAUUAGUCUACUUCAGAAAAUCGAUCGUUUCGUCCGGUCAUUUUCAUCCCAUAUUCAUAGCAGUUUUAACCGUUAAAUACACCCCUAUAUUUUGGAUUUCGCAUAUUGGGAUCUUAUUUGAUAGUAAUAGUUAUACACCACACCGUUCCUAACUUUUCCCUUGUCUCAAGUUACGUUUGUUUUUUAGGUUUUUAUCUCAAUUAUGAAAUGUUCGCCUCUCAACCAAAUAUUAAACCAACACAUAUUCCUCCCAUUAUGGAAUGCCCACCAAUGCCUCAUCCAGCAAUGAAUGUGAAUUUCCCAACAUUUUAUUCUGGCAGUUUCGUGCAGAAUAAUAUCUCAUCUCUUGCACAGGAGAGCUUAUAUGAAAUUCAACGACUUAGACUACUUCUAACUAAUUUGUUGACUUCUAUACAAUCUGAUGAAAAAGAUCCUGAGGAAAAAAAUAAGAUUGUGGACGAAAACUUUAUGCUAUUCAAUAGGAAUGGUAGAAAAACAAACGGGUUCGUGCCAGAAUGUCGCAACAACCUCCCUCAAACUAUUGGUACGAAGAAUUUAUCGUGUGAAAAGUUAGCAUUACACAAAAUAGUCAAUCAAAUCAGUGAUGUUUUUAUUAAUUUGGAUCAACUAGCCAGUCGAAUGCAGGUCAAUCGGUUAUCUGGUCGACCUAGUGACCAUGGUUUACAAAAUGCAUUAUCUCUGUUUAACACCGUUGAACAGUUAGAAUUUAGCCGUAAUAGUUGGCUAUAUGAAUCUUCGCUAUCUCAGUACAUGGGGACCGAUGAUCACGGGAAAGAAUCUGAUUGUCGUCGUGUCGACUGGCUUAUGGAUAGAAUCGAAGCAGAACGUUGGAGUCAUAGAUAUUGGGGGCGCACUCGUACUGUGCUUGAAGGUUUACUGGCUUGCUCCGCAUUUAGACGCUCUCAUUUAAAUACAGAUCAUUCCCGCAGGCGGACGGAUUUUCUCAAUAUAAUCAAUCGAGAUUAUGGUGCUGAUUUGGAACAUUUACUCAAUGAAUUAAAUGUUAAUUUGCCCGACCUCACUAUAACGUUAAUCGAACCAUCAUCUGUUGUAUCCGUAGCACAUUUAAGAGUUGGUGAGAUAAUGCAAUGCUUUGUGACUUUUCGUCAGUUGAAUCCAGAAAGAAUUAUUGUUCCAACCGAGGAACUAUUAUCUGAUUCAGGUCUUGAUUCAUUGCCGAAAAUCCGUGAUACUGUUGUCUCUUUACUAAGUCCUGACUCGAAAGCUCGAUCACUUCCAGACCAUAGACAACAGCGAGGCUCAAAACUCAUCCGCUUUUGUAAUAUACAUCAAUCGAAGCUCGAUCUUUUUACACCAAGUCGUCAUCCAUUGUUUCGGCGUAUCACUUCCUUAGCCCAAUGUGCCCUUCUUCAUUUUUCUAAUGAAUAUAAACCUCCUUCUGCCAUUCGUGGGUUUUGUGCUUGGCUUCACAGUUAUCGCGACUUGUUCAGUGCCCCAUGCUGUCGUUGCGGCCAGCUUCUAGGUCAAAAUGUUGAACUUCCACUUUGGCGUAGUUAUCCUCAAAUGAGAAAGGAUAAUUCUCGAUCUAUGGAACCCCAACAUGAACACUGUCAAGCCAUUAUAUAA
Molecule: messenger RNA, 2360 nt
Organism: Schistosoma mattheei
Lineage: Eukaryota; Metazoa; Platyhelminthes; Trematoda; Strigeidida; Schistosomatidae
Source: the annotation of a GenBank genome assembly